CGCGCAGUGACGUCGUGACGUCCGACUGCCGUUACGCCGCCAUUUUGUGAAUGGACGCCGUUGCCAUCGACAUCCUGAAAGCAGAGUAAAACAAACGCGAUUCCGAGCCUACUUUAACACGACACACUGCCAGUUAUAUCGCGUGUUAACCUGCGACGUUUUCCUCGGGAAAAACGACAGCAAUAACCCGCGUGUUCACCGAGAACUGAUCAGCGAUGUCGGAGGAGCAGCUCCUGGGCGAAGAGCCGCUGAUGAAGAUGGAGGAGGAGGAGGAUGAAGAGCAGCUCCUGGGGCCCGAUGAAGGAGGCCAGGGACAGGCGGAGGGAUCCAAGAUAGACGCCAGUAAAAACGAGGAAGAUGAGGGGAAAAUGUUCGUUGGAGGCUUGAGUUGGGACACAACAAAGAAAGACCUGAAAGACUACUUCUCUAAGUUUGGAGAGGUGGUGGACUGCACCUUAAAGCUGGAUCCUCUGACGGGACGGUCCAGGGGAUUUGGAUUCGUCCUGUUUAAAGAGGCUGAUAGUGUGGACAAGGUGAUCACACAGAAGGAGCACAAACUGAAUGGAAAAGCCAUCGACCCUAAGAAAGCAAAGGCCAUGAAGUCCAAAGAGCCUGUGAAGAAGGUAUUUGUAGGAGGUCUUUCCCCAGAUACUCCAGAAGAGAAGAUCAGAGAGUACUUUGAUGGCUACGGAGAGGUGGAAUCCAUUGAGCUGCCAAUGGAGAAUAAAACAAAUAAAAGACGAGGUUUUUGUUUUAUAACAUUUAAAGAGGAGGAGCCAGUCAAGAAAAUAAUGGAGAAGAAGUACCACAACAUCGGUUUAAGCAAGUGUGAGGUGAAGGUGGCCAUGUCGAAGGAGCAGUACCAGCAGCAGCAGCAGCCGUGGGGGGGCAGAGGAGGGUACGCCGUCAGGGCCCGGGGCAGAGGAGGUCCCAAUCCAAACUGGAACCAGGGAUACGGAAAUUACUGGAAUCAAGGUUAUGGAAAUUACGGGAACUAUGGCUACAACAAUCAAGGCUAUGGUGGAUACGGCGACUAUGAUUACUCUGGUUACAACAACUACUACGGAUAUGGUGACUACAGCAAUCAGCAGAGCGGCUAUGGAAAAUACCCGAGGCGAGGUGGCCAUCAAAACACUUACAAGCCGUAUUAACCAGAAACAUGCAGCGGGGACUUCCUUGCAGGCCAUGAGCUGACUUCCCGAUUGUCUCAGGGCCGCUCAAUGCGGACAGGGUACGAGAGGCGUACGCUCUCGAAUGCUCCCAUUUGGUAUGGUCUUCCAACAUCCUGUAUACGAAUUGUAAAAUCAAACAACUGCAGCAACAAAAACUUAAAAAGGACACUUCAAGCCUUUAUCUUCUGUUUUUGAUUUGUGUGUAUUUUUAUACUUUGUUUUUUUUUUUGUAUUAAAAGGUUCCUCUUAAAAUGGGAUUGGUCUUAUGUAAUAAUAUAUUAUAAUGUAAUGGCAUUUUUUCCAGGCACCAUCAAGUAAUGGUAAAAUAUGACACGAGAGCCGGAAAUUAAAAUUAACUGUUCACUUUUUGAAGGAUACGGCUUUCUCUGGACUUUCCAGUGUUAAUAUGCACUUCUAAUCUAAUCUUACCUGUAAUGCUUUCUUUAUUUGUAGCUCGUAAUAUCCUGUAGUCCUUGAGCUAAAAGCCGGUUUGUACUCGGAUGCCGCUGCGCUGGAGAAAUACUUUUUUAUAUUUGUAUUGUGUGAUUUUUCUACUGGCAGCGGUGGAAAAAGCUGUGUUAAUUUCAUCUAACAGAUUCUCUUUUUUUAACCUUUUGAAAUCUUGGCAAGGUCUUAUUGUUAUGCUUGUAAUGCUCUUCCUUUUUGUCUUUUAAUUUCCAUCGAUUCACGGUUGCGCAUUUAAAUGUUUUAAUUGAACACUAUUGAUUGUAUUUGCUAUUAUUCGAUUUCAAAGUCAUGUCUCCUUAUUGAAAUUAUUAAACAAUUGGGAUUCCUUGACAUUUUAUGAGUCCGUGUCCUUCUGAAGCGUAAUUGCGGUUUCUUUUUUUGUUUUUCAGAUGGACGAGCGAAUCUCAAGUCGACCCUGAGAAGAGAAAACGAGAGGACCAGAGGUCGCCAUUUCAUUCACCAGUUCAUUUUAAACCUGAAGUUACUUCGAAAGGACACGCACUAAAGAAUAUGUCAAGUGUUAUUUUGAACUAUAACGUCCAGAAUAUUUGUGUUUGUGUUUAAUUUGGUGUAGCUUGUGUAAGUUUAUUAUCAUAUUCCCUGCUGUGGUGUUGAAUACAAUGAACUAUAGAGAGCCUAAACCAUUUAGAAAUGAUUUGUAUACAGGUCUAUUAAUUUAUUGCUUACAAGAGCGUACACAGUGUAGGCCAGCUAAUAUUCAUUUCAUAUUGCAGUAUUUUGCUACAGUCAUGUAAACCAUUGGAAAAUGCAACAAAAUAAAGUGUAUGAACCUUUAGAGAUUAAAGUCAUAGCUCACCCAAAAA
Messenger RNA from Carassius carassius (crucian carp), 2464 nucleotides. RefSeq names its product heterogeneous nuclear ribonucleoprotein D0-like. Bases 216 to 1151 code for a protein of 311 amino acids. Gene Ontology annotation, cellular component: nucleoplasm. The record is from RefSeq and is a predicted model, not a curated record. The transcript has 8 exons. Lineage: Eukaryota; Metazoa; Chordata; Actinopteri; Cypriniformes; Cyprinidae. Gene Ontology annotation, biological process: regulation of gene expression. Gene Ontology annotation, molecular function: RNA binding.